Lynx canadensis (Canada lynx) is the source of this 936-nucleotide messenger RNA. Its product is annotated as olfactory receptor 2G3-like. Lineage: Eukaryota; Metazoa; Chordata; Mammalia; Carnivora; Felidae. The transcript has a single exon. Gene Ontology annotation, biological process: G protein-coupled receptor signaling pathway. Gene Ontology annotation, molecular function: olfactory receptor activity; G protein-coupled receptor activity. The record is from RefSeq and is a predicted model, not a curated record. Gene Ontology annotation, cellular component: membrane.
AUGGAAGGAGAAAAUGUGAGUUUCCCUAGAACUAUUGUGUUGUUGGGCUUCUCAGAUUAUCCAUGGCUAGAAAUGCCCCUCUUUGGAGUGGUCCUGGUCUCUUACAUCCUCACCCUGAUAGGGAACAGCUCCAUCAUCUUUCUUUCCACGGUGGAGCCCAGAGUCCAGACCCCCAUGUAUUUCUUCCUGGGCAAUCUCUCUGUACUGGAUGUUUGUGUCACCUGCGCCAUUGUGCCCCAGCUGCUGGUGAACCUCUGGGGACCAGAGAAGACAAUUCCUUCUUGGGGCUGCAUCACCCAGGCCUACAUCUUCCACUGGACAGGAUGCACUGAAUGUGCUCUGCUAGCAGUAAUGGCUUUUGAUCACUAUGUGGCUAUCUGUCAGCCCCUCUGGUACACUCUUAUCAUGAGGCUCUGGGUGUGUGUGCAACUGGCAACUGCUGCCUAGUCCAGUGGCCUGGCAAAUUCAAUACUCCAAACUACGCUUACUCUCCAGCUCCACCACUGCAGUCACCACACACUUGACCACUUCUUCUGUGAAGUACCUGUUCUGAUCAAUCUGGCCUAUGGUGAUACCACUGCUAAUGAGCUGUCUCUGGCCAUUGGAGCCAUCCGUUUUGCACUGAUGUCUCCUCUGCUUGUGCUAAUCUCCUACACAUUAAUUGUCAAGGCUGUGUUGAAGUUACCUUCAGCUGACAAAAGGUACAAGGCACUCAUCACAUGCAGCUCCCACUUGGUGGUUGUCAUCAUGUACUUUGGACCAGCCAUCUGCAUGUACAUCCAACCCCCUGAAAAUAGCACCCAGGCCAAGUUCAUGUCCUUCUUCUACUGUGUUAUCACCCCACUGCUCAACCCACUCAUCUACACUUGGAGAAACAAGGAUGUGAAGAGAGUGCGGAAAAGGAUUCUACAACCUCAGAGUGAGGUAAAAUCCUAA